Messenger RNA from Plasmodium cynomolgi strain B, 3660 nucleotides. RefSeq lists its product as hypothetical. The transcript has a single exon. The annotation marks the transcript as partial. The record is from RefSeq and is a predicted model, not a curated record. Lineage: Eukaryota; Apicomplexa; Aconoidasida; Haemosporida; Plasmodiidae.
AUGAACUCGUUUUUAUGGGGAGACGUAGAGGAGGAUCUCCUACGCGAGAAAUUACGCCAAUUAAAACGACUGCAGGAGAUAAAGACCAACGACUUGGUCAGCAAUUAUUUAAUUCAUUUCAUCCUGCUGGUUAAUAAAAUCAUCGCGAAGAGUGAAGAAGCCAAACGAGGGGCAGAGUUGAAGCAGGAAAGGAAAAAAAUCGAAGAAAAUAUACAUAAGAUAAAGAAAAAACUAACGGAAAGCAAACAUGGAGAGAGUUUCAAACGGGAGGAAAUGUCGUACCAGCCCGAUGGCUGGAGUCCAUUGGAUGGGGGAGAUGACUUGAGGGAAAAAAUAUCCGACGAGUUAACUGCGGAAGAGGACAACGACGCUGGUCAGGUGGACAAGAAAUGUAACUUUGCCCAACUGUGCGAGGACCUCACGGAGGGGUUCCACAUGUGCAUAUCGCUGCUGCUGAGGGGUAUGGAGGAGGGUAGUAGGGGCAAACCUAUCGGCGAGGAGGGGGGUGGUGCGGGUGACGAUGGGAAGGUGGGCAGAACGGAGCAGAGCGGCGUUAGCAGCAGUGGGAGUCCCACCCGUGACAGCCCCAUGAGCGGCACCCCCAUCAGUGGAAGCUCCAUGCGUGGCGGUUGCCCCUCUGCGCGAAGGGAACGGUGGGCCUUCCACCUCAGCCUGCUGUACCUCGCGCUCUGCUUUUAUCACAUGCACCUCAUAAGUGACAAAAGGGAGAAGAACCACCUGCACGUCAGUCUCUUCCUCCUUCUGGUUUCCUUCCCGCACUUUAGGGACAAAGAAAUUGAGCACUACGUGUGCGUAGACGGAAAGGUCUACCUCAGGUUCGACGUGUCUGUGGCGAGGCUCCUGUCCCGUGUGUGUAAGAUCGUGGGGUUGAAUUGUAAACGGGAAGGGGACGCCUACUCCUGCUUGUUCUUCCUAACGCACAGUUUUUUGUUCGUCCAGUGUGCUCACCAGGGAGGGGGUGCGCCGGAGGGAAAAGGGGCAGACGCGGAGAAGGGUGCAGAAAAAGGCGCAGAAAAGGGUGCAGAAAAAGGCGCAGAAAAAGGUGCGGAAAAAGACGCAGAAAAAGGCGCGGAUAACAGAGAGGGAGAGAAAAAAAAAUACAACUCCUUCCAAGAAAUGAUAAACAUUGUCCAGCACAUCAACCAAGUGUUCCUCGAGUUUAAUAUCUCCACGGCGUCCACUUUCCUUGCGAUGAAAAGUAUCGACUUGCACUCCUUCCUCCUGAGGAGUGACAUAGAGGAGGUGAGGAGGAAGUGCAGGUCGAUGUCUCUCAUCGCGAGGGAAGAGCCCCCAGCGGGAACCCCCAAAGAGAGCCCCCAGCAUGGGGAGCUUGUCUACCUGAAUGAGGAGUUAACACAACAGGACUGCCAUUUUUAUGGGGACCCCAGUUGUGUCGGUGCAAAGGAGGGAGAAAAAAGGAUCGACGCCCAUGCCCAGAUUGAGAAAAAGCUGAACAAAAUAAUGGAAGCAGCCACGUCCCUGUUCGACAGCAUAAACGAAUGCAUCUACCUCUUCAUAGAUCUGCAUUUGCUUAGCAUUUACGAGCACCUUGUUUUGUUUUCCCUCUACAUGAUGAAAGACAUUAGUAAGUUAUUUCAUCAAUACAAAGGAGAAGAAAAAAAAAAAAAAAAAAUUUCGCAACGGUAUAAGUAUAUGGCAUACAGGAACUUGCUCGAGAUUUACAUUAUUUAUUUGAAGCACAAUUAUUUGCGUUAUUCGAAGAGGGAGGGAGGAGACGAUGAUACUUACGCAAGGUCGUGUCAGAUUUAUGGACGUAUGGAGGAGGUCAAGCGGACCAUUCGUUCGUUUCUUCAAGGGUGUGGUGGUAGGAGGAGCACACAUAUGGAUAGUCACUCAUUGGAGAGAAAAAAAGAGAACGUAGGAAAGAAGCAAAACACGAAAGGGAGAAGUUGCAGAGAAGGGGGGGAAAUCCGCAGUAGGGAGUACUUCCACAGAAACAAAAUUUGCAUUCGCGGUAACGUCAUCGACCAGGGAGAGGAUGAUAUGGGAGCAGCUGCCUUCCUGGAAAGCACCAUACGGGUGAGCACCUCUGAUGUGAAGACUAUGCCAAAUGAAGAACCUACUCAUCAUUAUUCACGUCGAGAGAAAACUCCAUCAAAACUGCUUCGAGACGUCUUCUCCCUCCUGGGCGAUAGCAACAUCCCUUACGAGUUUAUACGAGAAAAAAUUGUGCACAGUAAUACGUUCAAUUUUGAUGUGGAUCAGGAGGAGGAGGUGGAACUGGGGCGAAGUCAGUAUGUCCUCCCUGGGGUCAAUGAGCAAAUGUCCUUUUCGACUUUCCUUCGGGGGAAAAUAAAACAAGUGGAUGGCUUGGUGGGGGAGAUUUUCUCCCUGGUUUGGGCGGAAGCCACACGGGCGGGCGCUCACCCCUGCACAGUAGCAGCAGCAGCAGAAGUGGCAGCACUAAACGGCGCUAUCGAAGCUAAAGCAGUGACCACCGAUACCGAAGCUAAAACAGUAACCGCCGCUUUCGAAGAUAAAACAGUAACCGCCGCUAUCGAAGCUAAAGCAGUAACCACCGCUGCCAAAGCUAAAGCAGUAACCACUGAUACCGAAGCUAAAACAGUAAGCGCCGCUACCGAAAGGACGGGCGAUGCCCCACACUGGGUGGACAUCCACCUGGGAGAGGACCACGCCGCGGAUUUUCUCCAAAUCUUCCAAUUUGAAAGAGUUAACCUGCCGCUCAUACAAUUCGACGUGUGUAACUUUAGCUACACAGAGUACGGUAAGUUAGCCACGGGUAAGAUGAAAAAGGUGUACAAAGGCUUCUCCAAGGGUAGGGCUGACCAACAGUCUGAGCAGUGGCAUCUCCCUUCUGUGUGUACCCCCCACGGAGAGGAACAAUCCACCUGCACAGGGCAAUGCAAACAUGCACACUACCUAUGCCACAAUUUUGACCAAAUACAGUUUUUAUUUAAAAAGGUGAAAAAAUAUAAAAAAAAAACACUCGCAUAUUUCUCCCUACACAAAGAAACAACAUUACAUUUGGAUAUCCUCCUGAAUUCAAGUGAGUCUUAUUUUUACUUUAAUUUUUUUACCAACUCGUAUGAGGAGUACAUGCACAACUGCAGGCAUAUGUUAAAUUGUAUCAGUGCCCCCUUAGCGCAAAUAACACACGAGCAGUAUUUGUCCUUCCAGAGGGAGAUGGCCCUAAAGUGCGCACUCAUCCUGAAGGAUAUUUUUAUAUGCACAAAAUGUAACACCCUUAUUGAUAACAUGCAUGUGAAUGACCUUAACAGAAAUAAAAAUUUACAUUUUGAUGACCAUAUCGGGGGGUUACUCACGGGACAGGAGAAGGGGAUAAUCUUGCAAAUUGUGAAAUAUUAUCUGUUCUUUUUGAGUACCUAUCAGAUUGGGGAGGGGGAGUCCACCAACGCAGUAGCUUCCUUCCAAAAUGAGGAGGAAAAAAAAUCCUACUUUGACAUAUACUUUUAUGUGUGCAAAACGUUGUCCUCAGUGGAAGACAAAACUUUUGUCAUGCAGGCCCUCCAGCAUUACCAGUACUUACUCAGUUAUGCCGCCAAAAAUAAAAUGUACGCGGAUGAGGGAUACAACGAGUACAUGCGUGACGUGUGCAGAAAGUCCAUUUGUGUGUUGCGUGGGAAGAUGCUCGACUUG